UAGAGGGCGUGUCCGCAGUGCGCGCGGCUAUCAUGGUUGUCUCAGUGUUGAUUAGAGACAGCAUUUAAUACAACAAUAUUAACAAGAAAAUACUAAACCCUAUGGAGGCGACAAACACUGAGGGAUUGAUAUCCUGUCAGUGUCAAGUGGAUGAUGAAGCAAUUGACAAGCCAUUACCUGAACGUGAGAAACCAGAUGAAUCACACGCACAGAGCUCCACAGCUCAAGGCCAUGAAGUCGUACCUGAUCCUGGUGUAACAGGGCUGAUUACACAAAUGGAGACGACUGGGACUGUGGAGAAAGACUCUGUGGGCCAUGAGGUUGGUUCUGAGAUGCGUACAGCAGAGAUCACUCCAAACCUGAACGAGGUGAUGGAGACAUGCAUGUCUGAACAGGACAGAGAUCAGCACCCUGAAUCUUCCAUUAGGACUGUCGAGAAAGGCGACGUCGUCCCCGAAUCGGGAACAGCAGAGAUCAGCCUAAAUCAGAACGAAGAGAUGGAGACGAGUGUGUCUGAACAGAAUGGAGAUCAGUGCGCUGACACUGAGAAGAGGACUGGAGAGAAAGACACCGACACAGUGAAGCCUGUCUUUGGAGGAGGGGGAGGAGGGUCUCUGGCUCUGCUGAGCAUUCAGUAUAGAGAUGAGAGCUCAGACGAGCUCUCGGAGAGUGACUCGGACUCAUCUUCAUCUACAUCUUCUUCAUCCUCUUCCUCAUCGGACCCCGUUAUUCCGGUGACAAAUGAAUUUGAGGAAGAUGAAGAUGUAGUUGCUCCUGGGAAAAAAACAGCACCAGUGAGAACUCAGGAUGAGCUGCUUAUUGAGGACCUUCCCGCAGUGGAAAAUCUGACCAUCAGCCUUCCGGAAGGUACCGACAUGGAGCCAGUUGGAAUCAUCUCCAGCAUCGUGGAUCAACUCGUUAUUAUUGAGUCUAAAAAGGACACUCCACCCCUGAACGACGACAGCGUGUUAUUCAACAAGGACAGGGUGUCGAUCGGCAGGGUGUUUGAAGUCUUUGGUCCGGUGUGCCAGCCCUAUUACAUCCUGAGAUUCAACGCUCAGGAGGACAUCGAACAGAAGGAUCUCAAAAUAAAGCAGCCGGUUUACUUUGCCCCCAAAAUCAAAGACUUCACUGAGUACAUCUUUGUGGAAAAGAUCAAGCAAAUUAAAGGAUCUGAUGCUUCUUGGAAAAACGACCAGGAGCCACCGCCAGAGGCCCUGGAUUUCAGUGAUGAUGAGCAGGAGAGGAUGGCCAAGCAGAAGCUGAAGUCCCAGAGGAGACCACAGCAGCAGAAACAAGAAGAGUCAGACUCAGAUAGUGAAUCCUUUGCUGGUAGACCUCCACCUCCCCCAAGGAGAAAACCCCGGCAGAACAGGAACUCACCACGCGGCCGGCCUGCGCAUCACGAGCAUCAUGGUGGCUUCCACGCUAACUAUCACGCCAAUCCUCACUUUCAACAGGACUUCAUGCACCACCCUCCUGACCCAUACCGACCUCCCUUCCGAGGUCAUGGGUACUCUCCAUACCCCCAGGCCCCACCUCCUCACAUGAGCAUGGACCCCUGGCACCCCUGCCCUUACCCAGGACCCAUGUUCUUCCCUCCACCCCCUCCACCACCACCACCGCCAUCAAACUAACAGAACAGAAAACUCAGAGCUGGACUGUCUGAGAGCUGAUGUGGAAAUAAAGAGGUUUUGACUGAAACUUCAUUAAAGUAUUGUGGUGGAUGUGCGUAUUGAGAAAUGAUAAAGUUGAAAUUUUUUUUUUUUGUAAUUCUUCUGGGCGUGUUCCAGUGCACACAGUCUUCAGAAAUAGCGGUACCAGUCUGUACUUUUCCUUGUCGCUGUAGUUCUGACAGAAUGUCAUGACGUUAUUGGCAACGAACAGAGAAUUUGUUGUAAAUGAAUACAGGAUAGGAGGCAUGCUGUCAUUUUUCCUCACAGGACAUUUUGUUCAGAUGAGAGCUGUGUACUGGGACUGGGAACCCCUAGGAUGAAAAAAUAUAUAUAUUAAAAAUAAGGAGAGGACAUACUCACGUUGGCCUUAAAUCUGAAUACAGAUACAGACUUUUAGCGCACUAAACAGAUGACAUGUUUUUGGAUCUUUAUGUAUCUUCCACCUGGAAAUAAGAAUAUAGUGUCACUCACUCACUAUCCGGUUUAACGUCACGUAAACACCACUGGUGUGUUGGACGCUGCAUGGCAAGUCCGUAAUUCCUUCUUCCAGAAGUCCCUGUCUAAAGUGUCUUUGGGUGUAAGGCACCACUUCUUGAGGUCCUGGUUGACCAGUUCACACCAGGUCUUGCAGGGGCGGCCCUUUUUGCUUGAUAUAUCCACCUGCUGGGACAUGACCCUUCCAAUACAAGAGGUGCUCCGACGGACGUGGUCAAACCACUGUAGGCACUUGUAUCGAAGGUCAGCAUCAAGCUCCACUAGGCCAAGUCUCUGACAAAGACAGCUAGAGCUGUAGCUUUAAAAAUAAUUUAAGAUACACUACCGUUCAAAAGUUUGGGGUCACUUUGAAAUGUCCUUAUUUUUGAAAGAAAAGCACUGUUCUUUUCAAUGAAGAUCACUUUAAACUAAUCAGAAAUCCACUCUAUACAUUGCUAAUGUGGUAAAUGACUAUUCUAGCUGCAAAUGUCUGGUUUUUGGUGCAAUAUCUCCAUAGGUGUAUAGAGGCCCAUUUCCAGCAACUCUCACUCCAGUGUUCUAAUGGUACAAUGUGUUU
Messenger RNA from Neoarius graeffei (lesser salmon catfish), 2727 nucleotides. RefSeq names its product nuclear assembly factor 1 homolog (S. cerevisiae) (gene naf1). Gene Ontology annotation, molecular function: RNA binding. The record is from RefSeq and is a predicted model, not a curated record. Gene Ontology annotation, biological process: box H/ACA snoRNP assembly; pseudouridine synthesis; ribosome biogenesis. Bases 102 to 1637 code for a protein of 511 amino acids. The transcript has 9 exons. Gene Ontology annotation, cellular component: sno(s)RNA-containing ribonucleoprotein complex. NCBI's taxonomy places the organism in Eukaryota, Metazoa, Chordata, Actinopteri, Siluriformes, Ariidae.